Molecule: messenger RNA, 1585 nt
Organism: Zea mays
Lineage: Eukaryota; Viridiplantae; Streptophyta; Magnoliopsida; Poales; Poaceae
Product: ATP-dependent (S)-NAD(P)H-hydrate dehydratase
Exons: 11
Coding region: 86-1282 (398 amino acids)
Biological process (GO): metabolite repair
Molecular function (GO): ATP-dependent NAD(P)H-hydrate dehydratase activity
Source: RefSeq, marked provisional
CGGCUGCGUCCGACCUCCUUGCUUUUCGAGAAUCCACUGCCUUCGAUUCCUAGUUUCCCACGGCAGGGCAGCCUCAUCGGAUCCCAUGAGCCGGCCCACGGGCGCGUGGCGACUAGGGAUGGCAACGUGUACAAUACCAGCAGCACCGCGUGCGCAUGUGGGCCGCCUCCCCGGCAUUCGGCAGGCAGCUCGUCCUGCUCUACUGCUUCCUUCCUUCUCCUCCUCCACUCUCCUCUGUCACCGGCUUCCCCCCAUCCUGCCCCUCGUGCUCCAGCUCCUCCGGGUCCGGGCCAACCACGCGAUGGCGGCGUCCGCCGGGACGGUGUACGAGGCGGACGCGGAGGCCGUCGUGCGCCGGAUCACGCCGGCACUCGACCGCGCCAGACACAAGGGCCAGGCAGGGAAGAUAGCAGUAAUCGGAGGAUGUCGUGAGUACACUGGAGCUCCUUAUUUUGCCGCUAUCUCUGCCUUGAAAGUUGGUGCAGAUCUUUCACAUGUUUUCUGCACGAAAGAUGCUGCUACAGUAAUUAAGAGCUAUAGCCCUGAACUAAUUGUACAUCCAAUAUUAGAAGAAUCUUACAGUGUAAGGGUUGAUGAACGAGCAUCUGUUUCUUCUAAGAUUCUUACGGAAGUUGCAAAGUGGAUGGAGCGCUUUGAUUGCAUUGUUGUUGGUCCUGGCCUUGGAAGGGACCCCUUUCUUCUGGAAUGUGUGAGUAAUAUCAUGAGGCACGCACGACAGGCUAAUAUUCCAACUGUUGUGGAUGGGGAUGGCCUAUUUCUUGUAAACAAUAACCUUAAUCUUGUUGAAGGAAACCCUCUUGCCAUUUUAACACCAAAUGUCUAUGAGUACAAGCGUCUUGUUCAGAAGGUUCUUAACUGUGACGUAGAUGAGGAAAGUGCUUCUGAGCAGCUAAUCGCACUUUGCCAAAAAAUUGGUGAUGUAACAAUAAUGCAGAAAGGAAAAGCUGAUGUCAUCAGUGACGGUAAAACAGUUACACAAGUGAGUACUUUUGGUUCCCCAAGACGGUGUGGUGGUCAAGGUGACAUCCUUUCUGGAAGUGUGGCAGUAUUUGCAUCAUGGGCACGACACUUUGUCUUGACAAACGAAGAACCUACAGAGAAAAGAGUUAAUCCUAUGACCCUUGGGUGCAUAGCUGCCUCCCUUCUACUCCGGAAAGCUGCGUCACAUGCUUUUGAGAAGAACAAGAGAUCGACUGUCACCUCUGAUAUCAUUGAGUUCUUGGGCAAAAGCUUGGAAGAUAUCUGCCCUGCCGAGCACUAGCUCCUGCCAGUAAUUGUAGUCAUGCACGCGGAAGCCUAAUAAUGUUUAUAUGUCUGUUGAACAGGGUGUUACCAUGCCUAAUUCUAAUGUUGCCCAGUGAUGUUGAGAACUGUGCAGUAGAAGCGUAAGAUUGAAACUGGGGAACGACGACUAGAAUUCUGAACACAUGUUUCUAGUCGCCUAGGACUAUCCGUCUUCUUCUCGACAACACUAUCACUAUAUAUAAACUUGACCUUAGGAUUAGUACUGCUAUUGGUGCUAGUAGUUUAUUUGAAUUGAAGUAAUUUGCGUAGGUUCUGAGCG